AUGUCUUUAGUUCCAACAUCCCCCAUUUUAAUUAAUGGUGCAAUCGAUGAAAUCCCCCCUGAACUGUCUUCAACAACAUUUGUGUCCAAAAGUUUAAAUGAUUCAAUCUCAACUAGUGUAUUAAAUGAACAUGCAAGUAUUAAUAAUGAAUAUCAAACACUACAACCUAGCCCCUCGAAGGAAUAUAUGACGUUAACGCCUGUUAAAUUAAAAAGUUUAGAUUCUCCAUUAAAGAAUAGUCAAAGCACACAAAAAGUUGAUUCUCAUUUUUCACAGAGCCCGUUAAGGGUCAUAUCUCCAACAAGCAAGGUAUAUAAAGAUAAAUUUGAUACAAUUUCAAGAGAAUUAGAAAAACUGUUGGAAGAUUUAUCUGUAAUAUACAAAAAAAUAGGUUAUUCUCCCUCUGGAACAAAGACAAAUGAAAGAUUAAUUUUCACAACUUUAUCUAAUCAAAUUAAGAAGUUUUAUACAAAGGCGGAAGAAGAGAUGAAUAAUCUAACACUAAGUAACGAAAUUGAACAACAAGUUUUAAAUGCAAUGUUAAAUAAACUUAAUGAUCCUAAAGGUUUAAGUAUAAUUCCAGAUUUAUACACCAGAAAUACAAUUCUUUUACCCCAGAAUAGAACGGUACCUGAUUCUCCAAAGAAACCAUUAUCCUUAUUAGAAAUACAAAAGUUUUUAAAUGAUGCAAAACAGUAUGUUGUCAAGGCUUAUGUACCUGAGCUAACAAAAUUUUUAGAUGCAACGAUUGAAUUCCAAAAACAUUAUAAAAUGAUUAAUGAAAUCCUUAAUGAUUUGGAUGAUAAUGAACGAAAUACAUUAAAAUCUUUGCCAAGUUUGGAGUUAUCAAAGAAAUUAGCCAAUUUAUUUCGUCUCACAGAUGAUAAAAACACUAAGCUAGAAAACGAAAAAUUUUGUGAUUUAUUUGAUAAAAUUAAAGAGAAUAGAAAAAUACUCUUAGUUAGUGAUAAUUUUCACUCAAUAGACGACAAGAUGGUAUUGAGUAUUAAUAAAAUUACAAAAAUUUACAAACAGGAAUAUAAUUUUCGUGCCAAUAAUUUAAUACAAAAAAUAAAACAGAUAAAAGAUAUAUUGAAUGAAUUAGAUAUAGAUAGGAACUCAGAAUUCAGCCCGCCAAUGAAUGAUAUCUUUCAUAAUUAUUUAAAUCUAAAUCAAAAUAAUGAAAUUUCUUUACCUAUCACAACAUCGGUAUUAACUAUGGUUGCUGCAGAAUUAGAAAGGGUAGAGACGUUAAAAGAUGAAAGAAUAAAACAAAAGAAUGAAUUAUUAAACCAAUGCCACUUAUUAUGGAAUAAGUUUAAUUUAUCCAGAUCACAUAUUGAUUCUGUGUUAAUGGAAAAUAAAGGUUUAUCAUUGCAUGUUAUAAAUAAUUUGAAAAAUGAAUUGAAGAAACUUGAAAUUUUGAAGAAAAAAAUGAUUAAACAAUUAAUCAGUGACUCACGGAAUAAGAUAAAUGAAUAUUGGGUAACGUUACAAAUAUCAGAGGAUGAAAGGAAAGAAUUUAUAGAAAAUUAUGAAAAGAUGAAUAAGGAUUCUAACUCAAUACAAGAUGAUGAAAAAUUGUUGGAUUACUGUGAAUCAGAGAUAAAAAGAUUAGAACAGAAGUUAGCUAUCUAUGCUCCAGUACUCAGAUUAAUAAAUGAAUUUCAGUUUCUUAUUAAGGAUAAAGAAUUUUUGGAAAAAAGUUCAAAGGAUUCAUCCAGAUUAUUAUCUAGGGAUUCUCAUAAGAUUUUGUUGAAGGAAGAGAAGGCCCGUAAAAGAAUAACAAGGCAUUUUCCAAAAGUACUAUGUGAGUUAAAGGAAAGAUUAGAAAAUGCUCAAGAUUUAUUUCAAAAGCCUUUUAUACUGAAUGGUAAGAACUUGCAUGAUUUAAUUGAAGAGGAAGAAGUUGAAUUUAGAAAUAAAUAUCCAAGGAGUAUUUUAUCUAUGAAAAUGGGUAAAAAAAAUAUAAAAACAUUACCAAAGAAAAAUUUACAGAAGGAUGUAGAACGUUUAAAUUCACCUUCAAAGAAUAGUAAGAAUGUAUUUGGAGAAACUACUAAAAGGGUUAAAGAUAAUAAAUAUAGAAUUCAUAAACCCAAGACGCCAACUGAUAAAUCCCAGAAAAAUAUUAGUGAGAAAUCAAUCAUAACUGACAAUAAUAUUCUAAGAAAUAUAAAUAGUACAAAAGGGAAUCCUAAUUCUAAUAAUUUAGCGAAGAGUAAAUUCAAUAGCAGAAAUUCAAAUAGCAAGGGUUCUAUAGAAUCUAUUAUAAAUUUGUCACAUUCUAUGGUAAAAACAGCUUCCUAUAAUAAUAAUGCUGAAUUAAAAAGCAUAAAAAGCAAACUAUUAUCACCGACAGUCAUUAUUCCACAUAAACAGAAAUUAGCGAAUGAAUCACUUUUUAGUUGUAACCAAUCAAGGAGGGUGCCUACUAUUUUAGGUAGACAGCCAUACUUAUUGAGAAGUAAUACUGUUGAUUCAUUUUCACUUAGAGAUUACUAUAAAGAGAAUAAUCCUAUGGAUAGUAAAUAUGAUAACAAUAAAAAUAAUAGUAAAUAUACACGUCCCUUAUAUGGUAUACGACCUACGAGAUUAUUUCCAUUGGAUUCUAAUAAACUGAAUAAGUUGCGUAAAAGUAAUAUUCCAGUGUUACAUGAAUCCAAACCUACAAUGGCAAAGGAAAAGGGUCAUAAAACAAAACAAGUUUCUAAUUUAAGACAUCAGAGUGAAAAAAUUUUGUCGUCAUCCUAUCAAGAACAUAGUCAAGAGCAGAAGCAGCGGUCUUUAUCAUUUCCAAUUAAGAAUCAAGAAUCUGUGCUAUUGGCAAGUCCUUAUAGGGAAUCCAUUCAUAGUAUUUAUCAAGUGUCGAUGUCACCAGAAGGUAAAUUUCAAUUAAAUAUUCGACAAAAGGACAGAGAGGAUAAAGGUGAGAAAAAUUUUGAUGAUAUAAUAAGUCCAUAUAUCAGCGCAAAUAAUGAUAUACUCGACGAUACGAGUAUUUUAGAUGAUGAUGAAACAGAUAGUAAUUUUGUUGAGUGGAAAAGGGAACAGUUAAUGAAAUUGGACAAUCUGAAACAAAAGCAGCAAGAGCAGCGUGUAGUUAGUGAUAAUAUUUCUACUGCAUGA
Molecule: messenger RNA, 3129 nt
Organism: Arxiozyma heterogenica
Lineage: Eukaryota; Fungi; Ascomycota; Saccharomycetes; Saccharomycetales; Saccharomycetaceae
Gene: ASE1
Product: Ase1p
Exons: 1
Coding region: 1-3129 (1042 amino acids)
Biological process (GO): microtubule cytoskeleton organization; mitotic spindle midzone assembly
Cellular component (GO): cytoplasm; spindle; mitotic spindle midzone
Molecular function (GO): microtubule binding
Source: RefSeq, a predicted model, not a curated record